Molecule: messenger RNA, 225 nt
Organism: Thermothelomyces thermophilus ATCC 42464
Lineage: Eukaryota; Fungi; Ascomycota; Sordariomycetes; Sordariales; Chaetomiaceae
Exons: 4
Coding region: 1-225 (74 amino acids)
Biological process (GO): respiratory electron transport chain
Cellular component (GO): mitochondrion
Source: RefSeq, a predicted model, not a curated record
AUGACUACAGUUCCAAAUCCCGAGCUGAGGAGACAGGUCAUCGCCAUCUACAAGCGCAAAUUAGAGCUUCUGUACCUUGGUCGCGAUUAUCCCCAAGGCUACGAUUUCUUUCGGCCGCGACUGCACCGAGCCUUCAUGGCCAAGGCGCACCUGACGGACGAAAAAGAGAUCCGAGAGGGCAUCGCGCGGGCCGAGUUUGUGAGGAAAGAGAUCGAGGCGCUGUAA